Molecule: messenger RNA, 763 nt
Organism: Macrosteles quadrilineatus (aster leafhopper)
Lineage: Eukaryota; Metazoa; Arthropoda; Insecta; Hemiptera; Cicadellidae
Product: protein TsetseEP-like
Exons: 2
Coding region: 112-684 (190 amino acids)
Source: RefSeq, a predicted model, not a curated record
ACAGUAAUCAAAGGAUUAAAAUGAACUCUAGACUCUAGUACAUCUCAGUUAGCCUAUAAAACCAAUCUCAAUGCUAGUUUUUAGUGUAAUACUUAAUCAACUGUGUCUAAAAUGCGUGUUUCUCUGUUGAUUUUCUUUGUGUUCGCUUCAGUGUUUUCUGUUCAGUUAGUGAGCAGCAAACUGAGCUACAACCACGACGACGACAACUUAGAUAACUUGAGAAGAUGGCAUCAAUCUCAACUGAGAAUAUUUCAAAAACCUAACGAGAGGCAGUCAGAACUGCUCCAAGGAUCCGAUGAAAGCAGUGAUUCCAGCGCAGAAUCAUUGAGUGUCAGUGAAUCCAGGGAAAGUGAUUCAAGUGAGGAAGAACCACCGAAACCCCCUCGUCCAGGUCCCAAACCUGGACCUAAGCCUGGGCCCGGACCUAAGCCUGGGCCCGGACCUAAACCAGGGCCCGGACCGAAACCUACUGACAAACCGGAACCCAGUCCACCGGGGCCCAAACCAGGUCCUGGACCUAGGCCUACCCAUCCACCAGGCCCCGGGCCCAGACCGAGACCUAGACCGUCACCUCCUCCGAGACCCACCCCAGGACCUACCACUGAUACACCCGUGACGGAACCAUCGACGUCAACCGAACCCGAGGGAAGUGGAAGUGGUGAUGUAGAUUAUUUUAAAUGGUGAUACGACUUUCAUUAACUACUGGAAAAAUGAACAGGUUAUAUUUGUAUCGAGAUUUAUCAAAGUAAAUAGUUUAGAUAUU